Messenger RNA from Paramuricea clavata, 1077 nucleotides. NCBI's taxonomy places the organism in Eukaryota, Metazoa, Cnidaria, Anthozoa, Malacalcyonacea, Plexauridae. The record is from the annotation of a GenBank genome assembly.
AGUUCAAUCAAAGCAGGCACGAGAGAACGCCGUACCAGGACUAUUCGCCCCGUUCGUCGUGUAAUUGAGAACAAGAAUGUUCCACUUCCGAACAGCUGGUCAAAUUUCUUAGCUUUACCGGAAAACAAGGCAAACUUGGCCAAAUUUCUGUCCGAACACUUAAUUGCAAAUGCACCUCAAGAGAAAGUCAUUGUUGUUGCAGGUGGAUUUUCCGACGGAAAAGAAGCGCAAUUGUCAAGCCAAUUGGUUGAUCCUUAUCUUUUGUGUGGAGAUCACGAAGAAGCUGAUACAAGACUGGUUCUACAUGCUGUCGUCAACAGUUGUGACACGGUUGUUGUGUCUGCCAGAGAUACUGACGUACUGUUACUUCUUGUGGCGCAUUUGCCAAGUAUGCCUUCUCCAAAUGUGUGGAUGAUUGCAGGAACAGCGGCCAGGCGCAAGUUCUUUAACAUUAGGGCGAUAAGCGAGAAUCUUCCCGCGGGAUCACUAUCAGCGCUCCUCCCUUUCCAUGCGCUGACUGGUUGUGACACAACGUCAUAUAUCUCCAACCACUCUAAAUUGUCAGCGUGGAAUACAUUUCAAGACAAACAUUACCUUCUAGCGUCGCUAGGUGGAGGAGAACUAUCGGCCAACAAAGUCAGGGAUGCCGAAAAGUUCAUCUGUGCGAUUUACAACUGGGGGCACAUGGAAUCAGUGAAUGAUGCGCGAGUUCUUCUCUUUUCGAAGACAAAGAAACCUGAAGCGUUGCCUCCGACCAAGGAUGCACUGGAAUUGCAUAUCAAGCGCUUGCACUAUCAAUCACUCGUGUGGAGACAAGCUUCAUGCCAGGAUCCUAUCCUACCAAACCCGGACGGAAUGGGAUGGAAGAGAGAAAACGAAGGCGGCAGUAAACUCUUCCCUCUCCUUAUGACAAAGGAACCCAUUCCGAACGUAUGCAAGGAAAUUAUAUCCUGCUCUUGUAAAGGUGGCUGCACGACAUUAUGCUGUGGCUGCAAGAAAGUAAAGUUGUUCUGUACUGGCGUGUGCGGCUGCUCUGUGGACGGAAAUAUUUCCUGCAAGAACAAAUGCGAUAAGUGA